Molecule: messenger RNA, 1755 nt
Organism: Sesamum indicum (sesame)
Lineage: Eukaryota; Viridiplantae; Streptophyta; Magnoliopsida; Lamiales; Pedaliaceae
Source: RefSeq, a predicted model, not a curated record
UGACGUAGCAUUAGAUCAGUUUUGCUCCUCAAAUUACUCAGAAAAAAAAAAAAAUAAGUUCUUUGUUCAAUUGCUCUUAUCAAACCUUGAUCAUUCAUCUCUGAUCAGAGAAGUUUUAUUUUCGGAGAUUUUGGUUCAAUAUCAUCAGUAUUAUAAGAUGGCAGUCAAGGCAGCAACUAGAGUCUCAACCUGUGAUGGAUUUGGAAGACUGCCUGUGAAAACCCAAGUCUGCACCUACUGGCUUGCAGGGAGAUGCAAUAGGAAUCCAUGUAGGUUCAUGCACAGAGAAUUGCCACCUCCACAAUCUCGUGAGAUCCAGUUGGCACCAGCGAAGGACGUUCGUGGAAUGCAAUCCAGAAAGAUGACCUGGAGGAGUCCUAAAUAUAAGAACCCCGAGACUGCCACCCUUUCAAGUAAUAAAGGAGGCAUGCACACCAGUAGAAGUGGUCAGAGCAGCCAUCAGAACGUCUUGGCAAAUACUGGAAAUGAGAAUGUUCACAUGGAUAUAGAAAUGACCAUCGCUUCCUCGAGCACUCAUGGUGAUAUACAGGCCCAGCCAGAGGUUUUGAAAGCUGUAAGAAGUGAACCUGAAAAUUUUAGCUCUCAAAAAGCUAAGCCAAAGCAAUGCAAGUACUGGGUCACAGGAAAUUGUGUCCAUGGAGACAAGUGCAAGGAUCUGCACUCUUGGUUCUCUGGUUCUGGAUUCACAUUGUUGAAAAAGUUAGAAGGCCAUACCAAGGCUGUGACUGGGAUUUCGCUCCCAUCUGGCUCCGACAGGCUAUAUUCAUGUAGCAAGGAUAAAACCAUUCGAGCUUGGGACUGCCACACCGGUCAGUGUGCUGGUUCUGUAAUUACCGAUGGUGAAGCAGGGUGUUUAAUCAGCGAAGGCUCGUGGUUAUUGGUUGGACUGCAAACUGCUUUGAAGGCAUGGAACCUACAACAUCAUGCUGAGUUUGGUUUCGGUCUACUUGCUGGGUUAGUUUGUAGCAUGGUCCUGGAUGAUGAUAAGUUGUUUGCUGGAAUGGAGGAUGGUAGCAUACUGGUAUGGAAAUUGAAUCUGGAGGCUCUUACCCUGGAGGCUGCUGAAAUGCUGAAGGGGCACCAAGGCGCCGUGACAUCACUUAUUGUAGGGUCUGACAAUAGGCUCUAUUCAGGAUCAAGAGACUGUACCAUAAGGGUGUGGGACCGGAAAAAUCUGCAUUGUUUGCAUACACUAAAUCGGCACACAAGAGCUGUAACGGCCAUCAUUUGCUGGGAUAACUAUUUGCUAUCUGCUUCUCUGGACAACACACUGAAGAUUUGGGCUGCAACUGAAAGCGGGACCAUAGACGUGAUUCAUGAGAUCAAAGAAGAUUGUGGUUUUAUUGCUCUUUGUGGCAUACAUGAUGCUGAGGCCAAGCCUAUUCUGCUCUGCUCAUGUAACGACAACACUGUCCGCCUCUAUGACUUGCCCUCGUUUACCGAAAGAGGCAGAAUAUUUUCCAAGCUGGAAGUUGAAGUGAUAGAAAUUGGCAGCGACGGACUAUUUUUUACGGGUGACGGCACUGGGGAGAUCUCCGUCUGGAAAUUGCAUGGAGUUCCAUGUGAAGAAACUGCGUUGUAACUCUACUUGAUGAAGAGAGAAUGCUGUUGAUAUGUUUUUCAGGCAAUCUCGUCAUUUAGAUUGUUGAUAACUGUCUCCAGAACACCAGCGAUGUAAAAAGGCCACAAUUUUGUAUAUGCACUUGCGUUCAAUUAUUCAUAUAUUCUUCUUCA